UCUUGGCCGGAGCUUCCGGGCGGGUCCUUCCGACGGCCCCCGCGGUGAUUCCACCACUCAGCUUCCUUCCCGGCCUGCCUCGCGCGGGCCGCCGGGCUGGGCCAGAGCAGCCAAGAUGGCCGACUUCGAGGAUCGGGUGUCGGAUGAGGAGAAGGUACGCAUAGCUGCUAAAUUCAUCACUCAUGCACCCCCAGGAGAGUUUAAUGAAGUGUUCAAUGAUGUCCGGCUUCUGCUUAAUAAUGACAAUCUCCUCAGGGAAGGGGCAGCACAUGCAUUUGCCCAGUAUAACAUGGAUCAGUUCACACCUGUGAAGAUAGAAGGCUAUGAUGACCAGGUCUUAAUUACAGAGCAUGGUGACCUCGGCAACAGCAGAUUUUUAGAUCCAAGAAACAAAAUUUCCUUCAAGUUUGAUCAUUUACGGAAAGAAGCAAGUGACCCCCAGCCAGAGGAUGUAGACGGAGGUUUGAAGUCUUGGAGAGAAUCUUGUGACAGUGCUUUAAGAGCCUAUGUUAAAGAUCAUUAUUCCAACGGCUUCUCUACGGUUUACGCUAAAACUAUAGAUGGACAACAGACCAUUAUUGCAUGUAUUGAAAGCCACCAGUUUCAACCCAAAAAUUUCUGGAAUGGUCGUUGGCGAUCAGAGUGGAAGUUCUCCAUUACACCACCUACAGCCCAGGUGGUUGGAGUGCUCAAGAUUCAGGUUCAUUAUUAUGAAGAUGGCAAUGUUCAGUUGGUUAGUCAUAAAGAUGUGCAGGACGCAAUAACUGUUUCUAAUGAGGUCCAAACUGCAAAGGAGUUCAUUAAAAUCAUAGAGAGUGCAGAAAAUGAGUAUCAGACAGCAAUUAGUGAAAACUAUCAAACAAUGUCAGAUACCACGUUCAAGGCUUUGCGCCGGCAGCUUCCAGUUACCCGCACCAAAAUCGACUGGAACAAGAUACUCAGUUACAAGAUUGGCAAAGAAAUGCAAAAUGCUUAAAGGCCAACUGUAGGAGUCUCCAGUACAUGGGAAGAAAAGGAUUCAACACGGUGU
Messenger RNA from Acomys russatus (golden spiny mouse), 1030 nucleotides. RefSeq names its product capping actin protein of muscle Z-line subunit alpha 1 (gene Capza1). The record is from RefSeq and is a predicted model, not a curated record. The transcript has 10 exons. NCBI's taxonomy places the organism in Eukaryota, Metazoa, Chordata, Mammalia, Rodentia, Muridae. Gene Ontology annotation, molecular function: actin filament binding. Gene Ontology annotation, biological process: barbed-end actin filament capping; actin cytoskeleton organization. Bases 116 to 976 code for a protein of 286 amino acids. Gene Ontology annotation, cellular component: actin cortical patch; F-actin capping protein complex.